Megalops cyprinoides (Indo-Pacific tarpon) is the source of this 1134-nucleotide messenger RNA. Its product is annotated as P43 5S RNA-binding protein-like. The transcript has 9 exons. Gene Ontology annotation, cellular component: nucleus. The coding region runs from base 1 to 1134 and encodes 377 amino acids. Gene Ontology annotation, biological process: regulation of transcription by RNA polymerase II. Lineage: Eukaryota; Metazoa; Chordata; Actinopteri; Elopiformes; Megalopidae. The record is from RefSeq and is a predicted model, not a curated record.
AUGAAUAGAACGAACUACGGAAAGAUUGAUUCUGCCCCACCUUUACAGCUGUUCAACUGCGUCCACCCAGACUGCGGGGCAACGUUCGUGCGGGAAUGGCGUUUGAAAGAGCACGAAACCGUUCACUCUGGAGCGCGACCUCUGCAAUGCUUGGAGCCCGGCUGUGGCCGCCGUUUUUCUCGGAGGUCACAUCUCAGCCGUCACAAACGCAUUCACGGCGGGGAGAAAACCUUCAGGUGCACAUACAUGAGUUGUGCCAAACGUUUCAUCAACGCGGAUAAACUGAAGAGGCAUGUCCGGUAUUACCACGGUGACAAAGACAAGUAUUUCAAGUGCCAGCACCCACACUGCACCCUGAUGUUUCGGAAGCGUAAGGCAUUCAAGAUGCAUCUGAGUGUGCACAGCAUUGCCCCCAAUUUCAAGUGCACAAAGGAAGGGUGUGGAGCAAAGUUUGAGACUGCUGUUGCUCGCCGGGCCCAUGAAAAGACCCAUGCAGGUUAUGCCUGUCCGCAGGCCAGCUGCCAGGUGGUGGAGCAUACCUGGGGGAAACUGCGCAAGCACACCCUGAAGCACCCUGUCACCUACACCUGUAAACAGUGCCUGAAGGCCUUCAAGAAGAAAGAAGCACUCCGGUACCACAAGCGCAUCCAUGCCCUGCAGAAGCCUGUGCUACUGUGCCCAAAUGAUGGAUGCCAGGCGUACUUCUCCACCACCUUCAACUUGCAGCACCAUAUCCGCAAGGUGCACCUGCAGCUGCUCAAGUUCCACUGCUACUAUCCGGAUUGCUCACGCACCUUUGCCAUGCAGGAGAGCCUGAACAGACACAUCCUGCUCCAUGGCCCAGAUGGAGGCAAGGUGAAGCAACAAAAACACCAGCGUGCCAAAAAGACGUGGCAGAAGCGUCUGGGGAGAUGUCACCAGCCCCCCCUGGUGGAGGAUGACCUACGACGCCUCUUUGCCCGGCAGAUGCGUUUUCCACGAAGGGGAAAGCUGGAAGCUGACCUCUCAGGCCUGUUCAAUGAACGCAAAAUCCCACGCCAUGUAGACCCAGAGGCCAACCUGCGUGACCUUUUCAGCCUCAAGUUACCCUGCCCACCACUACUGAAAACUGAGGUCCCUCUUUCCACAUGUUAA